UCAGACACACGCGGACGGACGGACGGACGGACGGACGGAGCAUCACGACUGCAGAUCUGCGUGAUCACCAAACUUUGACUGACAGUCCAGCCACACUGCGUCCCGUCCACGGCCCCACUCCCAUCCGCGACUAAAAACUACUUUAAACCUCCUAAAGAAAGGGGAACCAGCCGAGGUCGCCGAGGCGGACUUUUCCUCUCUCGCAACGACGUCAGAUUCCCAGACUUGAGAGGAAAUUAUCUCCCCGCACAUCCGCGCAUCUCUCCCCGUCGGUAGCUGACUCAUUUCUCGCUGCGCUCGAGACCAUGGCGGAGUACAGCUCCCUGCUCAGCGACCUGUCUGAAAACAUCACCAACGAGGAUCUGGAGCAGCUCAAAUCGGCCUGCAAGGAGGACAUCCCCGAGGACCAGAGCAACAACAUCUCCUCUAAGGAGUGGUUCAGCUACCUGGAGAAGAACGACAAGCUAGCCCAAGAUAAUCUGUCAUACAUCGAACACAUCUUCGAGAUUUCGCGGCGACCAGACUUGCUGACGAGGGUGAUAGAGUACCGCACCACUGUGCUCAAGAUCUCUGAGGAUGAUGAGAUCGACACCAAGCUCACGCGCAUUCCCUCUGCCAAGAAAUAUAAAGAUAUCAUCCGCCAGCCCUCUGAAGAUGAGAUCAUCAAGUUGGCCCCUCCCCCUAAAAAGGUGUAAGGUCACCAUCUCCAGCCCUGACCUUCGCCCUGACCUUUGCACCUUGAUUUCUCCGCCCCCGGCACUCCAAUCAAUCGACCGACCAUCUCACCGGCCCCGUUACUCAGCACCAGCCCGACACGCGCAGCCCCAC
Messenger RNA from Cololabis saira (Pacific saury), 828 nucleotides. Its product is annotated as astrocytic phosphoprotein PEA-15. Lineage: Eukaryota; Metazoa; Chordata; Actinopteri; Beloniformes; Belonidae. Gene Ontology annotation, biological process: MAPK cascade; regulation of apoptotic process. The transcript is spliced from 4 exons. The coding region runs from base 306 to 695 and encodes 129 amino acids. The record is from RefSeq and is a predicted model, not a curated record. Gene Ontology annotation, molecular function: protein binding.